Messenger RNA from Frankliniella occidentalis (western flower thrips), 4445 nucleotides. Its product is annotated as transcription factor Sp4. The record is from RefSeq and is a predicted model, not a curated record. The coding region runs from base 415 to 2841 and encodes 808 amino acids. The transcript has 12 exons. Gene Ontology annotation, molecular function: DNA-binding transcription factor activity, RNA polymerase II-specific; RNA polymerase II cis-regulatory region sequence-specific DNA binding. Gene Ontology annotation, biological process: regulation of transcription by RNA polymerase II. Lineage: Eukaryota; Metazoa; Arthropoda; Insecta; Thysanoptera; Thripidae.
CUGCGACGCGAAUGGUCGCUAAAACACCGGGUCGGGUCGCCGGGCCGGACGUAAACGAGAGUCCUAAAUCAGGGAGAUUCCCUCAGAUCGAAGACAGGGCGCUCGAGGACGCCGUUGUGGAGAUCACUUACGAACUCGAGUCCGCGGAGGGAUACCGAGGGGCAGGCUUGGUGGUUGUCCCGCAGCUGCGCUCGCUCCGCCGUGCCUCGUCCUGUCGCGGUUUGUUUCGGCUUUUCCAGCGGCCUUUUGCCAUGGGUAUCGAAUCGGGUACCUCCCGCGACCUGGCCGUCGCUUGUCGGGUGUGACUGAUCGCUCGGCCCACCCGGACUUUUCCAGGGAGCCUCGUCUCAGGAAACAUCUCCUUCACCUCUUGCACUGCUUGCUGCAACUUGCAGCAAGAUAGGAAACGCUUCAAUGCAGCAAGCUCAGGCUUUGCCGCAAGAGGAAGUUCAAGAGGGUAGCCUGACAGCCUCUCAGGAACAACAGAUCACCUUACCGUCUGGACAGCAGAUACGAAUUGUAAAUGCUGCGUUACUACAGCAACUUCAAGCUGUCCAACAGCAGGCAAUGCAGCAGCAGCAGUUACAACAACAGGCUGUACAGCAACAACAGCAAAUUGUUGAGUCAAAUGCAAUGGUUGCUGUCAACCCCAAAAGGGAGCCUGGCUCCCCCCCGCCGUCCCCACAGUCAAAUGGCCAUCAGACCCAGCUGGUUACACUACAACAGCUUCAGUCAUUUUUACCUCAACACAUGCAGCUGACAAAUACAGCUACUCCCCAGCCUCAAAUACAAGAUGCUGCUCAGCAGGCUGCUAGAGAUACCAAGCCCACUCUAGUUUCCCUUCAAAAUGUACCAAGUCAAUUUAUGCAGCCUCAACAAAUAGUGUCAUCAGCUGGCCAAAAUGUGACAUACAACGUAGUACAACCAAUGCAAACUGUCACGCUUGAUGAUCAAGGCUCGGUUGUUAUUAAUGCGGGUGGUGGAGCAACCCAACAGCUCCAACAGCUGCAACAGUUCCAACUACCAGGGGGCCAAACUUUUCUCACACCCUCAGUUUUGAGGGGAGCUAAUGUUUUGCCAGCUUCUAAUUUACCAGCUGGUCUUCAAACAGGGCUACUUCAAAACCUUGCUGGUCAAACAAUUCAGUUCCCUGGAGGUGGUAUGGCAGUGAGACAAGCUGGUGUUGGAGGAUUACAACAGUUAGUACAAAUGCCUGCAGUGCAACAAACAAUACCUGUUCAAGUUCCCAUUAGUACCUCAAAUGGCACCAUUUAUCAGACUGUACAUCUACCAGUGCAGUCCAUGCAAAAUGUGCAGCAAAUUCCUCAAAUGAUCCCUCACAUGCAGCUUGGCCAAGUUUCCGCUCCCCAGAUGGCCCAGAUUGUCACCCCAUCUGGUCAGAUCCAACAGGUACAGUUGACAUCACUGGCACAACUUGGAGGUCUCAAUCAGCUGCAAUUAGCCCAAGCGCAGCAGCAGGCCCAGCAGGCCCAACAACAACAGUCAGUGCAACAAAGUGCCAACAGCUCAGUCACCUCUAGUACCUGGAGUACUUCCACUGUCACUUCUCCAACUGUUUCAGUUCAGACUGUCAAUGCUCCCACCAUGUUAAACAGUGUUGACGCAUCAGGUCAGCCUCAAAUAUCAUUUGCUGGAGGUCAAGUUGUUCUUCAGCAGCACCAACCACAACAACAGCAGAUAACUCUUCCAAAUGGACAAGUUGUCACUGUGAUCCAGCCUAGUCCUAAUAUGACAAAUGUUGGUGGCUUAACCAAUAUUAGCAAUUUAACUCAAGUCAGACCUAACGUAUUUCAGAUACAAAAUUUAUCAAACAUGGCGAAUGGGGCAAAUGUGACCAAUCUGUCAAAUCUUCAGUCAUUUCCCAUUCAGAAUAUUCCAGGUCUAGGAAAUGUCCAAUUGAUACCCGCUAGUGCCUUGUCAUUAGCACAACAGUUAGGGUUGAAUGCACAACAGCAGCAGCAACAGCAGCAGCACCAGCAGCAACACCAGCAGCAGCAGGCCCAACAGCAAACUGUGCAGGCUCACCAAGUUCAGGUUCAAUCCCAACAACUGCAACCACAGCAGCAGCAAGUUCAGCAGGCUCAGCCACAAGCUUCUGCUGUAGUCUCCCUUCCAGGUGGACUUCAAAUUAUGACUCAACAAUCUCAGCAAGUUGCUGCAGAUAGUGGUGAUCAAACAGUUCAAUGGCAAGUUGUUAAUUCAUCACCAGCACCUGCUCCCGCUCCCACACCCUCAGUUAGUACCUCUUCAGGUCGAAAAGAAGGGAAGCGCCAACGACGAGUGGCUUGUACAUGUCCUAAUUGUAACGACUCUCGGGAAAGGGGUGGAGAGAGACGUAAAAUUCAUAUUUGUCAUGUAGCUGGUUGUAAUAAAGUGUAUGGGAAGACAUCUCACUUACGCGCUCAUUUACGGUGGCAUUCAGGAGAAAGGCCAUUUAUUUGCAGUUGGAAUUACUGUGGAAAGCGAUUUACAAGAUCAGACGAAUUACAGAGACACAGGAGAACACACACUGGAGAAAAGAGGUUUGCAUGCCAAGAUUGUGACAAAAAGUUUAUGAGGAGUGAUCAUCUUAGUAAACACAACCGAAUCCAUGCCAAACAGAGGAGAGAAGGUCUCCCUGUUGGUCCUGUGGGUCCAAAUGAAAACUCUGAGCAAGAAAUGGCUACCUCUACUCAAUCAGGGUCUGAAGAUGAAGAUGAUGGAUCUGAUGGUGAGGAAAGUGGCUCAUCUGGAGAUGAAGAUAUGAAAAUAAUUAUUAACCCAGAGCCUGACCAAUCUGAUGUGGCAGAGCCCCUUGAAAGUCCACAAAUGGCCAGCUGAGUGUGUCUUUUGCGUCCUGAAUCUCCAUCAGGACGCAUAUCUGGCAACAGUGAUGAAGACCUAUUCGUUCUAUCUGCUGCUAGUAUUCUUGAUAAUGAUAUGAAGUCAGAAAAUGAUUUUACUGACAUCAUUAGCAUGGAUAGAACUGAUAAUUGCAGUUCCCAACAAUAUACUGAGUUUGGAGAGACCUCUGUCAGGAGAAUGCACCUCAGAAGUGAUGGAACUUGUCAAGCGUCAAGUGUAUUAGACGGUGCCUUAUUGAAUGAAGAAAUGUUGAAUGUUCCUUCAAUCCAAGUUGGAGUUAGUGAAAAUUUUGAUUCCUUAUCAGGAUUCUCUCCUGGGUACAGUCUUCGAUCAAGGAAAAGUAAUAUAUGAUAAUGAGUUCCUUACUGUUGAAUUGAAAGAGUAGAACAUUGUAUGCACUGCAGAGCGCAUCUUUUUUACCUAACUCCAUAUUUGGUAUUCCCGUAAGUUUAAGGUUUUAUUUGUUGUGUGAUUGUGUACUAACAUGGGAACUGUGUGUACAGUAGUUACCUCAAGAAUGCUUGUAGAUGUUGAUUUCAAUUUGGUUGGUUGGUUUGUUUUUUUAAAUUUUUCUUCCUUUUUUUUUCAACAAACCAUCACAGAAUUUUUUCAGUACUAUAACUUUUUGAACCAAAGAUCACUGAAAUACUGCAAUUCUGUAACAGUAUUCCAUUUUAUCUAUGAUUCUCAUGCAAUGGUCUUUGAGCUUAUCUGCAGACAGUGUGUGUAGUAAAUCAAUUUAUAUUAUGAAAGGUACCUAAUGUCUGUAAUUCUUAAACUGCCAAUUUGGUGUUUAGAAGUCUGUGCUACCUAGUAUCUUUUUUAGCAUUUACAUUUUGUUAUAAAUGUACUAUUGUGCUACCUCAAACCAUCAAUUUAAUCUUCAAUUUUUUAAUUAGUUCUUAUUGAAGGUCCCGUCCAACGAAUGUGCACUGUAUACUUAAACCAUCAGUGUUCCUUCACUGAUGGGGGCCAAAAAUGUUGUCUUCACAUGAUAUUUUAUUAAAUGUGUUCGUUUUAAAAUAGAAUAAGUUAUUCGAGUUAAUGAGCAUAGAGACUCAUUGUUUGUCUGUGAUAACUGGCUGUUUGACUUUAACAUUGCCUGCAUCUGUUUUUAUUGUUAUAAUUUCUUCUCUGUCAUCUCAUUUAUUAGCUUAAGUUUAAUUUUAGUAAAAUGUUGGAAAUCUCUUCAAUCAGUAAUGUUAAUUCAGACAGAAUGCAUGUAACUGGUCAGUUGAUUCAGUUUUUCCAAAAUUAUUUUCAAGGCAGAUACCUUUCUCAGCUGGACCUGAAAAAGAGUAUUUAUAUUGUGCUUCCAUGUUUUUUUUUGAAAUUCUCUCCAUUGUGAGGCUUUUAUACCAAAGUUAGUGCCAUUGAUAUUUUGUUUGAGGAACCAACUUUUUGCUAUUUCAACAUAGUGUUAAGAUAUUUGUCGUCAAAAGUGCUGGUGUUUUUUUUUUGUUUUUUUUUAAGAGCCUAUUACCACAUCCUCUGGCUUUAGGUGUGCAAGCUAAUUGUCCGCAGCCUUUACCAUUCAGUAAAUUGCAUUGCAAGGUCAUAAUAAAAAGCUAUUAGUUCAA